Zea mays is the source of this 6625-nucleotide messenger RNA. Its product is annotated as TRAF-like superfamily protein. The transcript has 4 exons. NCBI's taxonomy places the organism in Eukaryota, Viridiplantae, Streptophyta, Magnoliopsida, Poales, Poaceae. The coding region runs from base 652 to 1566 and encodes 304 amino acids. The record is from RefSeq and is a predicted model, not a curated record. Gene Ontology annotation, molecular function: zinc ion binding.
GGGCUCGAGGCCACGCCACUACGCCGGCCCCAACGGCCCAAGCCAAGCGGUCCAGGCCACGGGCUCGUCGGUCGUCGCCUCGCGGGUCUCAACUGCGCUGCCUCCGGCCCUCCGGGUGAUCACGUCGCGACGCCGCAACCAAGCUUCCGAGUCCCGACGACGACCUGCCUUGUCCAGUGGUAAGCGCAGCACCACCAAACCUCCGGCCCCUCUGAACCGGCCAGAGAGCUCGGGUCAUCGAAUCACGUUCUUCUUUUAAUUAGUGCCAUCAGGGCUCGAGAGUGCGGUGCUCCAAUUCGAUCCCAGGGGCUCCAUACAGAUACAGUGCCCCUGUUAGGGAUAUAACUCGCGUCUAGUUUUCAUCCUUACGACCUUACCUCACUUUAGUUGUUGAUGGCCCGGGCGGCGCAGGACCCUCGGAGAUGUUCUGGCCAUCGAUUCCCCGUUCUUGCUUAUGUCUGGAUGGUGCAGAAGGUUUCGCCCCGGGUCUCUGGCUUAUCUGGAGAUUGUUUCACGCUUUUGUUUAUAUAUUAACAGUGUUCAUUGCAUGAACUUUCUUCAUUGUACAAGGAUAGAUGUUGACUUGUUUCUAAAUCAUAUAUUGUGUUGUACCAAUUGAAUCAUACUGUUCAGAUUUCAUUGGACAGAGUUAUGAGUGCAGUGGAGGAAGAUGGAUGUAGUUUACGGUGUGAUCUAUGCGACACUGAGAUUGUACACAGCAUGGCAGAACUCCUGCUUCGUGGAUUGGCCACAGCUUCAGUGGACAGCACCACGGGCGAUAUAUUCAAGAGCGCAUCUUCUGUAGCUGCUGCUGUGAAGACUGAGCUAGAAAAUUAUAUGCUUGUGAGAACUGAAUCGCUUAUCCGUGAGUUUGUCGAUGGAGCCCAGGAUCAUUCAGAUCAAUUGAUGAAAGCCUCCACAAGGCCAACCGAGUUCCUAUCAGACUUGAUUGGCGACUUCGUGGCAUCCAAAAGGAACUUGCUGAGCCAUGUGUCUGGGUUUUUGUCCAGUGAAAGCCGCUUGAACAGAAUUAAAGAUUUUAUGCAGAAGAUGGAGAUGGAGAAUGUGUGGACACUGGACGUAAGGCAGGCUACCUCAGAGACUAUUCUUGAAAGCAUAGACAUGAAGUGCAUUUUCCACUGCCCCGAAAAAUUUGUUGAGCAAGACAAGCUGGUAGACCAUAGAAGUCGGUGCAAAUUUAGAGUCGUGGGCUGCGAAAAUGAUGGAUGCUCAGUUUCACUUUCUGCCAUUCAUAGUGAGGAGCAUGACUCCAUCUGUCCAUUUAAGGCCCUGCCAUGUGAGCAGCUGUGCGAGCAACAUGUUAUGCGCAGCGAGAUGGAUAAACAUUGUGCAACAGUUUGUGCUAUGAAGCUUAUUAACUGUCCUUUCUACCAUGUUGGAUGUGAAACAGCCUUUCCACAAGGUAAUCUUGAGAACCACUGUUCGAAGCUACUUCAAACGCAUAUGUUGUAUGUUCUCCAAGCAAGUACAAGACAAAAUGCUGCUGUUAAUGAUAUGAAUCAACGAUUACAACUUCUUGAGAAGAUGUUAGGUCGCUCACUCUGAUAAUAAAGGAGCAAGAAGCAAAGAUCAAGGAUCUUGAGAGCGGUAUCAAAGCACAAGAAGCAAAGGUGAAGAAACUUGAGAACGAGCUUAGGUCGAAGAAUGCACGAUAACUUCCUACACAAACCAGAGUGGCAUACUUUAGGACCUGUAAAUAAUCAGUAGCACUGACAUAUAUUUGGAAAUUAUGUUUUUUUGUUCAUAUAAAAAGUAUAGAGAAUUGCAGGGUUUAGACUUCAGAAUAUGAACUUCUCUUGGGUUAUCUUUUAAGUUGAUGUAAUUGAUGUUUUGAUAUUUUUAUAUGAUAUAUUGAUUGCUUGGAUUAUUAUGGGGAUUAGUUGUAUCCGAAUCGUCUAUUAUCUCCUUUGUUGGUUUUGUCCCAUGUUGGCUUUCUUGUAAUUAUGUUAGGGCGCUUAGAAGAGUAAUUCAUAAAAAAUAUUGAUAGGUUCUGGGCUUGUACAUAGCAAUACUAAUGUGAUUGGAAGCAUUUACCACAUGAUGUGUGGAACACUCCUUAGCAAAUACAAACAUUGCCAAUCACUAAGACAGAUUUUUUGUGCAAAUAUAUCGUGUAUCAGUCAUAUGUCAAUGCAAGGUUGAUCUUCCACUUGAAGAUAUCAGUAUAUCGCGAUGAUAUUGGCCUCAAAGCUAAUCAUUAAGCUGCAUUGAUUACAUCCGAUGCUGGAGUUUGAAGUCACAAGAAACUGACAGACAAGUUACCAGGAACUGAUUGGUGUCAAUGAACGAGGGGAGAGAUUUCUGUCCCGUGUACUCCUUUAUGUGAACAUUAUGUUAUAAGGACUGGUUAAGGUAAUUUAGUUAACUUGCACUACUAUGUCAGCAGGUCAAAUUGCACUGGUCCUCGCAGAAUUUUGGAGUUCCUCCUUUUGCUUUGAGCAUUGUAUGUAACAUCAACAUAACCUAUCUUGUUCUGGGAAUCUGGGUAACUACUAUAAUCACAUGGUUUAUGUACUGGAUGACACAUCAUACUGAUUCACUACUUAGCAGGAAUGUCUCCAUAAUCUGAAGCCUCUUCUUCAUGUGGAUGCGAUUCCACAGGUGGUUUUCCACUGCACUUUUCUUGAAUAUUGCCACAAUAUCAUUGCUGGUUGUCUGUUCCCCAGCUUUUGGAUGUGACCACAAUCACCCUGCAAAAUCUUGCAAACUUGUUUCCACUGCACUUGCAUAUGUGCAUGGCACUAUGUACAUCUUUUUCAUCUGUAGGCUUUCAUGGUGAAGACACCAUCACAAUCUCGUCACUGUCAUGGCUAUUUGCCUCAGAUUUGAGGAAAUAAUCACAGGCAGCCUCCAAAAUCUUGCAAACUUCUCUACGGUACUGCACCAGAAUACAGUUCAUGCCAAGAAUAAAAACCAUCAACGGUGUUUCUGAAAAUAUCAGUAUUAGGUUCACUAUUUGAUCUUACGGUCGAUAUAAUUAGAGGGUUGUGUGGUGCAGAGCCAAUUCAACUCACCAGGGGCGGAGCUACGUGUAGUUAUUGGGGUCAGCUGACCCCUAUACAAAUAUAUUCUUAACUAAUGUAUUUAGAUGAUGAUUAAUGGAGCUGACCCCAAUGACUUGUCUGGCUUCGCCCCUGCAACUCACUUGACCAUCUUUCUGUCACAUUACUAAUUUGGCAGCAGUAAUGGCUUAGAGCAAAAGAGGUUGCCUUAGUCAUAGAACAUUCAGCUACCACACUGAGAUUAAAACUGAUCCUUUCUGCUUCGGGUUUAAGAUUGCUAGAGAGUGUGUUAUGUAUGUGGGCCGGUACCACUAUUGGGCCGCCGACCUAUUAGGGUUAGGGUUCUGAGUCUAUAUAUAUGUACCAUACUAUGCAAUAUAUCAAGUAGUUCACUCUACAAUCUUACAUGGUAUCAGACUAGGUUAGGACUUUCUCUCUCACCCCAAAGCCCUGGAGGCUCAACCUUCCCUCUCGGGGGUGCCCCCCGUCCCUAUUUUCUCCCUCUUCUCCCUCCUCUCUACCACGACAGUCGGCAGCAGGUCGGUGCGGACUCCCUCGCCGCAGGCCGUCAGCCAUUAAUCUACGGCCCCCACCGGCCGCCGGAUCUCUCUCCAAUGGCGGGCUCGACCUGGGCAGACUUCAUCGACCGAGCCUCGGCUGGAUCUUCUGCCGUGGACGCCCUGGCAGUGGCAGAGCACCUGUUAUGGCCAACUAUGGCUUGAGCCAUACCUAAAAAUCAUGUUUGGUGUAGUGGUAAGUUCAUAUUGCUUGCAAUCAACAGGUUCCAGGUUCGAGUCCUAUGUGUUGCAUCAUGUUUUUCUCCUUUUUUGUCCUUCUUCAGCCAUACCUCAUUAUUAUUUUGUCCUCCGCCACUGGCCCUGGUGCAUGGCUGUCGUCGUCGCUCCUCUUGGCUCCCCUGCCGUUGCGCCAUGCCUCCCUUCCGUGCGCCGGCAUGGAGCUCGGCCAGGCUCCUUGCUCCCUCCUCCCGGCGGUGCAUGCGAGCGUUGCCGCCAUGGACUCUGGCUGGCGCACUAGCCGCCGCCGCCGCAGCCUCGGCGGCGACAUGCAGGCGUGCUAGCAGCCUCCCUCUUCCUCUCCCCAGCGUCGGCCACCUCCCCCCUGUCCGCGCCGACACGCAGCAACACCUUGCUCCCCCUUUGACCUUCUCUCGUCGCCGGCGUCAAACCCCCUCCCUGCUAGGCCCGGUGCAAGCCCCUGCCAGGCCCGGUGCAAGCCCCUGCCCGGUUGGAACCGCCCCGUCGCCAUCCCCCUUCUCGUUGAAUUCGUCGCUGCCACGGCCUUCCCAGCCGGAUUCACCGUUGUUGCGACCCUCCCGGCUGGACCCGCCGUCUCUUUGGCCGGAUCGCCGUCUUCAUGGUUGGAUUCAUCGUUGUCGUGGAUUUCCCGGUUGGAUCUGCCGUUACCCCUUCUACUCUGUCGUGGGCUUGGCCACCUUGACUUGCGCAGACGCGCGCGCUGCCGUCAGCCUUCCUAGCGGGGCUCCUCGACGACCGGACGACCGAAGAAGCAAGAAGGUCCCCAGUCUGCUACUGCUCUUCUUUUGUUGCGUCACCCUGCCGAUCGUUGCCGCUUGAACAUCGACCCCUCCGAAGAACGAGGCUCCCAUUGCGUGUCUCCCGACCACGUCCGCCUCGACUUCGCCUACCUCGACCUCUAGGGGCUAUCAUCCACAUGGAGUGCACACCGGUCUCUACUCCAGCCGCAACACUCGCACUCUCACGACGCUGCGACUAUGGGAGGAUUUCAACCCAUCGGCUCCUACCUUCGACUUCUACUCCAGUUUCAUUGUAUGUGGUGCCUCCGUUGCGACUGCGGGGGAUGUUAGACAAUGUGUCAUGUAUGUGGGCCGACAUCACUGGUUGGCCGCCAACCAAUUAGGGUUAGGGCUGAGUCUAUAUAUGUAACUAUCCUAUGCAAUAUAUCAAGCAGUUCACUUUACAAUCUUACAAAGAUGGAUGGAGUUUUAAGAGGUUAGAAAUUAUGAUGUUACAAAUUGGUCCAAUAAAUUGAAUUCGGAAUUAUAAAUGACUGUUCUUCCAUUUUCUUGUUUUAUGGAGUUGUGAAAUAUUAGUGAACCCUCAUGUCACCAGUGCAUUUUUUUUGGCUAGGAAACUGUAUCACAGGUGUCAUUGCAUACCUCAUCAGUUGCUCCAGAUUUUAUUCUGGAUUGCAAUAUGCACCAUUUCUUCAUGUUUACACCUAUUAUGUGCAGAAAGAUAAUGUAUAUUAUUGAAAAUGUCCUGCUGAAUAGAUUUUAUGGAAAUGCAAUUCAACUAACCGAUCUUUAUAUUUACUUGACAUGUUGAAUUGGAGGUUGUUCUUAGCGACCACCUGCAGUGGAUCUGUAAAAAAUGUAUCAGCCACAAUUCUCCCUGAUGAAAAGAUAUUUAUGUUUAUGCUAUCAAAAUCGAAUAGCGCGCAGUCUUGUAUGGAAAAGAAAUGUUAAAUCUUUAUGAUCUGUUAACUAGCAUUACAGCUUCAGGGAAAAAUAUAAGUGUGUGACUGCAUUAAUUCAAUAAGUGUUAAAUUACUUAUACAUGUGCAAUAUUAACUGAAGAACGGCAUAAAAUGCAAAAGGGUGCUAUUAAAUAUAAAUUAUUUCUGUGAACACAUAAGUUACUGGAUCUCAUAGAACUACUAGUUUGCUGAUAGAUAUCUUUCAAAUACUCUAAGUAUUCACUUUUGACUAUUAUUCUUUAAGAAUAUACUUAUAGGCCUAUAACAGAUGCUAAAUACCUCGAAGUAAGAACCAAAAGGAACAUCAUGUGCCUGGUGCUUUGUCUCAUAGAUCUGAAACCAGACAAAUACUCAUUCUUUUAUCAACGAGAAAACUUCCCUAAGACAUUUCAUUGAUAUAUCUGCUCUAAGUUAUUGUUACCAAGUUCCUCUUAUCCCUCGAGAAAGAAGCAUGCUGCCAUUCUGUCACUGCGGUGUCGGGAGGGCACAAAGGACUGUGGCAUUGUGACCUGAAAGUCACUUCACGAACCUUGCCACCAUACUCUUCUGAGGCACACCACCUGCUUAGCUGUAGUAAAAAAACAUUAUCUAUUAAAUGAUGUUGAUCAUAACUGUUAGCAUUCAAAUUAGUAGCAGCUCCAAGAAAUUAACAUGAACAAACAGAGCAUGCAGAUAGUGCAACUGACAAAUAGCCAAAUAGACACCUUCAAAUUUGUAUCUUUUCUUGCGUCCCUAUAUUGCUGGAAAAACAUUGAACUGUCACCUAAUAUUGUACUGAAAAACUUCUCAGGUGUACCAGGGAAGAACUUCUGCAAGAUGAGUUAUAUCAGAAUUAGGAAAUGGGUUAUGCAUCAGAAGAAUUGGAAAAAACAAAGUUGGAUGCUCACACUGGUUAUAUCUGCAAGAACAUGGUCAUUGAUGAAAGAAGUACAUGUGCUCUCACCUGUUUUGGGGAGAGCGGGUAUAAGCAUCAAGUUAGUUUCUGCGAGAAGAUAAGGAAAGAUAAAGUUCAAAUAUGUACGGUACCUGUUUUUCAGCUUCCAAGGUUGCUUCAUAACUUUGUAGUGCAGCCUCUAGAGCUCUAAAUGUACGAUUUCUACUCCAGAAUGAUGCGAAGGUAUACC